Molecule: messenger RNA, 3999 nt
Organism: Cavia porcellus (domestic guinea pig)
Lineage: Eukaryota; Metazoa; Chordata; Mammalia; Rodentia; Caviidae
Gene: Npr1
Product: natriuretic peptide receptor 1
Exons: 22
Coding region: 295-3474 (1059 amino acids)
Biological process (GO): intracellular signal transduction; cGMP biosynthetic process; receptor guanylyl cyclase signaling pathway
Cellular component (GO): plasma membrane
Molecular function (GO): ATP binding; natriuretic peptide receptor activity; peptide hormone binding
Source: RefSeq, a predicted model, not a curated record
GCUUGGCUCUGGUCCCUGCCAGGGCCCCCCCUUGGACAGCCGGGGACUUGAGCCGGCCAGCCGCCCUGCGCGCGCCCACGAACACGCUCUCCCUUCGCGCCCGCGCUCUCUGUUCCCAGUCCUAGUGUCGUCUGCGCUCACUCGCCCUCCGGAUCCCUGCUGCACCCCGCCCCGCCCCCACCUGCCCGGUGCGCCCUCCGCGGCGCGCCAGUCUCCCGCGCUCGGCUCCUGCGCAGGGUCGCGCCGCCGAGCCAGGCACCCGCGACCAUGGAAGGCGAGCCGGCCCGCUGAGCCAUGCUUGGCCCCCCGCGUCCUGCCGGCGCCCGGGCGCGCCAGGCCCUGCUUCUGCUCCUGCCGCCUCUGCUGCUGCUCCGGGGCGGCCAGGCGGGCAACCUGACGGUCGCCGUCGUAUUACCGCUGACCAACACCUCGUACCCGUGGUCGUGGGCGCGGGUGGGGCCCGCCGUGGCGCUGGCCCUCGCCCGCGUGGAGGCGCAGCGCGAUCUCCUGCCGGGCUGGACGGUGCGCACGGUGCUGGGCAGCAGCGAGAAUGCGCAGGGAGCCUGCUCCGACACCGCCGCGCCGCUGGCCGCAGUGGACCUAAAGUGGGAGCACGACCCCGCGCUGUUCCUGGGCCCCGGCUGCGUGUACGCGGCCGCCCCGGUGGGCCGCUUUACUGCUCACUGGCGCGUGCCGCUGCUGACCGCCGGCGCCCCAGCGCUGGGCUUCGGCGCCAAGGACGAGUACGCGCUCACCACGCGCUCCGGGCCCAGCCACGCCAAGCUCGGCGACUUCGUGGCUGCGCUGCACCGACGGCUGGGCUGGGAGCGCCGGGCGCUCUUGGCCUAUGCCUACCGGCCCGACGACGAAAAACCCUGCUUCUUCGUCGUGGAGGGCUUGUACAUGCGCGUCCGUGAUCGCCUCAACAUCACGGUGGACCACGUAGAGUUCGCCGAGGGCGACCACAACCACUACGCCAGACUGCUGCGGACAGUUCAGCGCAAAGCACGAGUUAUCUACAUCUGCAGCUCUCCGGAUGCCUUCAGGACCCUGAUGCUUCUGGCCUUGGACUUGGGCCUCAGUGGGGAGGACUACGUUUUCUUCCACCUGGAUAUCUUUGGGCACAGCCUGAGAGGGUCGCAGGCCCCAGAUCCCCGGCCCUGGGAGAGAGGGGAUGGGCAAGACAUCAGUGCCCGCCUGGCCUUUCAGGCUGCCAAGAUCAUUACAUAUAAAGAACCGGAUAAUCCUGAGUACUCAGAAUUCCUAAAGCAGCUAAAACGCGUGGCCCUUGAGCAGUUCAACUUCACCAUGGAGGAUGGCCUGGAGAACAUCAUCCCAGCCUCCUUCCACGAUGGUCUCCUGCUCUACAUUCAGGCAGUGACAGAGACUCUGGCACAUGGGGGAACCAUCACCAACGGGGAAGACAUCACUCAGAGGAUGUGGAACCGAAGCUUCCCAGGUGUGACAGGAUACCUGAAAAUCGACAGCAGUGGAGACCGGGAGACUGACUUCUCCCUGUGGAGUGUGGACCCUGACACUGGUGCCUUCAGGGUUGUGCUGAACUACAAUGGGACUUCCCAGAAGCUGGUGGCCGAGUCAGGACGUCAGUUAUACUGGCCUCUGGGUUACCCUCCUCCUGAUGUCCCUAAAUGUGGCUUUGACAAUGAGGACCCAGCCUGCAGCCAAGGCCACUUUUCUACCUUGGAGGUGCUGGCGGUGGUGGGAAGCCUCUUGAUGCUGAGCAUUCUGAUUGUCUCCUUCUUUGUAUACAGAAAGAUGCAGCUGGAGAAGGAGCUGGCCUCGGAGCUGUGGCGGGUGCGCUGGGAGGACGUGCAGCCCAGCAGCAUGGAGAGACACCUCCGGAGCGCCGGCAGCCGACUGACACUGAGCGGGAGAGGCUCCAAUUAUGGCUCCCUGCUAACAACAGAGGGCCAGUUCCAAGUCUAUGCCAAGACAGCGUACUACAAGGGCAAUCUCGUGGCUGUGAAACAUGUGAACCGUAAGCGCAUUGAGCUGACCCGGAAAGUCCUGUUUGAACUGAAGCAUAUGCGAGAUGUGCAGAAUGAGCACCUGACCAGGUUUGUGGGCGCCUGCACUGACCCUCCCAACAUCUGUAUCCUCACUGAGUACUGUCCUCGGGGUAGCCUUCAGGACAUUCUGGAGAAUGAGAGCAUCACCCUGGACUGGAUGUUCCGGUAUUCACUCACCAAUGACAUCGUCAAGGGAAUGCUAUUUCUACAUAAUGGGGCCAUUUGCUCCCAUGGGAACCUCAAGUCAUCCAACUGCGUGGUGGAUGGGCGCUUUGUCCUUAAGAUCACUGACUAUGGCUUGGAGAGCUUCAGGGACCCAGAGCCUGAGCAAGGACACAUCCUCUAUGCCAAAAAGUUGUGGACAGCCCCAGAGUUCCUCCGAAUGGCUUCUCCUCCUGCCCGGGGCUCCCAGGCUGGUGACGUGUACAGCUUUGGCAUCAUCCUUCAGGAGAUAGCCCUGAGGAGUGGGGUAUUCCACGUGGAAGGUUUGGAUCUCAGCCCCAAAGAGAUCAUUGAGCGCGUGACCCGGGGUGAGCAGCCUCCUUUCCGGCCCUCCCUGGCCCUGCAGAGCCACAUGGAGGAGCUGGGGCAGCUGAUGCAGCGGUGCUGGGCAGAGGACCCACAGGAGCGGCCACCCUUCCAGCAGAUCCGCCUGACGCUGCGCAAGUUUAACAGGGAGCAUAGCAGUAACAUCCUGGACAACCUGCUGUCACGCAUGGAGCAGUACGCCAACAACCUGGAGGAGCUGGUGGAGGAGCGCACCCAGGCCUACCUGGAAGAGAAGCGUAAGGCUGAGGCUCUGCUCUACCAGAUCCUGCCUCAUUCAGUAGCUGAGCAGCUAAAGCGCGGGGAGACUGUCCAGGCAGAAGCCUUUGAUAGUGUGACCAUCUACUUCAGUGACAUCGUGGGUUUCACUGCGCUAUCAGCAGAGAGCACACCCAUGCAGGUAGUGACCCUGCUCAAUGACCUGUACACUUGCUUUGAUGCUGUCAUAGACAACUUUGAUGUCUACAAGGUAGAGACAAUUGGCGAUGCCUACAUGGUGGUUUCGGGGCUCCCAGUUCGAAAUGGGCGGCUCCAUGCCCGUGAGGUGGCCCGCAUGGCCCUGGCACUGCUGGAGGCUGUGCGCUCCUUCCGCAUCCGACAUCGGCCACAGGAGCAGCUGCGCCUGCGCAUAGGCAUCCAUACAGGACCCGUGUGCGCUGGUGUGGUAGGCCUGAAGAUGCCCCGCUACUGCCUCUUCGGAGACACAGUCAACACGGCCUCCAGAAUGGAGUCGAAUGGGGAAGCCUUGAAGAUCCACUUGUCUUCUGAGACCAAGGCUGUCCUGGAGGACUUUGAUGGUUUUGAGCUGGAGCUUCGAGGAGAUGUAGAAAUGAAGGGUAAAGGCAAGGUUCGCACCUACUGGCUCCUGGGAGAGCGGGGAAGUAGCACCCGAGGCUGACCUGCCAUCCUGCUGUCCCUCCACCCCUCCCUGGUCAGCCGCCCCCUGCCCUCCCAGCAGCUGAAAGGCUGGAGAAGUGAUUGGAGCAGCUCAGCUCUGCUGCCCCGGGGGAGGCACCAGAUGUGACCUCCGCCUGGUGUGGGGAGAACUCGGAGCUCACAGGCCUGACCAAAGCGCGCAGUCCCACACCAGCAUGUGCAGGAACCUGUGCCCUCACCUCCCUGGCCUGGGGCCAGGCAGAGGCAGAGUCCUCAUCUCCUCCCUUCCUCAGCCUUGCCACACUGUGACUUGUUGGAAGGAGAAAUUAGCGCCUGGAUGGGAAUGCGAAAAGAGACUAGGAGGUAAAGAGAGGGAGUGAGGGAAGCCCAUCUGGCACUGGCCCACCAAGGCCACACAUACCCUCUCCAGCUCCACCCUGUCCCCACCACCCCUGCACCCUGCAGUGAACACAGGCUUGCGGGAGAAGCUGGGCUGACAUCUUGCUGCUCCUGUGCACAAAGACCAUUAAAGUCUUUAUUCCAGUGA